AGCCCGAGCCGGGCAGCCUGUCCCGAGGCGGAAGCCAGCGUGCCGUCAUGGAUGAUAGACCCCUGCCCAGCGGCAUCAAAGUCUUCACCACAUUCCCUGACGCGCUCUUGAUCUUCGAGUUUGUCUUUGGGGGCCUCGUGUGGAUCCUGAUCGCCUCAUCCCAGGUGCCCCUCCCCCUGAUCCAGGGCUGGGUGAUGUUCGUGUCCGUGUUCUGCUUUGUGGGCACCACUAUCCUGUUCUUCCUGUAUGUAACUGGCAUCGAUGACAAGGUUAUUAAGUGGAUCGACCUGGAUGUAACCUACCACUGUUUGGCUGCCGUGUUAUACUUCAGCCUCUCCGUCCUGGAAGCUUUGGCUGUCAUCUCCAUGGAAGACGGCUUCACGUAUGAACAUUUCCUUGAAAACAUCGCCGCUGCGGUGUUUUCAUAUGUAGCCACUCUGCUGUACAUGGUCCAUGCGGUGUUUUCUUUAAUCAGAUGGAAGAAAGCAGCAAAAGACACUCAGUGGGAAAGCCAGAUGGUGAUAACUCUCCGGCCGCCUUACAGCUUUUUAGUAUGAAGAAAGACUCUCGAUGGUAGAGAAAAGUAACCAAAAGAAGAGCAACGUUGUGUGUCUU
Molecule: messenger RNA, 615 nt
Organism: Equus quagga
Lineage: Eukaryota; Metazoa; Chordata; Mammalia; Perissodactyla; Equidae
Product: myelin and lymphocyte protein-like
Exons: 4
Coding region: 48-557 (169 amino acids)
Biological process (GO): myelination
Cellular component (GO): membrane
Molecular function (GO): structural constituent of myelin sheath
Source: RefSeq, a predicted model, not a curated record